UCCUCCCGGGAGGAGGGGCUCGAGGUCCGCGUAGUCGCGCAGAGCUGACUCUGGGAGGCGUUUGGGCCCAGGGAAGUGGAUCGGCUACCUGCGCCGCAUGGAGUCCGAAUCGGAAAGCGGGGCUGCCGCUGACACCCCCCCGCUGGAGACUCUAAGCUUCCAUGGUGAUGAAGAGAUUAUUGAGGUGGUAGAACUGGAUCCAGGCCCGCCGGACCCGGCAGAUGAUCUGGCCCAGGAGAUGGAAGAUGUGGACUUUGAGGAAGAAGAGGAGGAGGAAGAGGGCAACGAGGAGGGCUGGGUCCUGGAACCCCAGGAAGGGGUGGUUGGCAGCAUGGAGGGCCCGGAUGAUAGCGAGGUCACCUUUGCAUUACACUCAGCAUCUGUGUUUUGUGUGAGCCUGGACCCCAAGACCAACACCUUGGCUGUGACAGGGGGUGAAGAUGACAAAGCCUUUGUGUGGAGGCUCAGCGAUGGGGAGCUGCUCUUCGAGUGUGCAGGCCAUAAAGAUUCUGUGACCUGUGCUGGCUUUAGCCAUGAUUCCACUCUAGUAGCCACAGGAGACAUGAGUGGUCUCUUGAAAGUGUGGCAGGUGGACACCAAGGAGGAGGUCUGGUCUUUUGAAGCAGGAGACCUGGAGUGGAUGGAGUGGCACCCUCGGGCACCUGUCCUGCUGGCAGGCACAGCUGAUGGCAACACCUGGAUGUGGAAGGUCCCAAAUGGUGACUGCAAGACCUUCCAGGGUCCCAACUGUCCAGCCACCUGUGGCCGUGUCCUUCCUGACGGAAAGAGAGCUGUGGUGGGCUAUGAAGAUGGCACCAUCAGGAUUUGGGACCUGAAGCAGGGGAACCCCAUCUAUGUACUGAAAGGGACUGAGGGUCACCAGGGGCCUCUGACUUGUGUUGCUACAAACCAGGAUGGCAGCCUGAUCCUCACUGGAUCUGUAGACUGCCAGGCCAAGCUAGUCAGUGCCACCACCGGCAAGGUGGUGGGUGUGUUCAGACCUGAGACUGUGGCCUCCCAGCCCAGCCUGGGAGAGGGAGAGGAGAGUGAGUCCAACUCAGUGGAGUCCUUGGGCUUCUGCAGCGUGAUGCCUCUGGCUGCCGUCGGCUAUCUGGAUGGCACCUUGGCCAUCUAUGAUCUGUCCACGCAGACGCUCAGGCACCAGUGUCAGCACCAGUCGGGCAUUGUGCAGCUGCUGUGGGAGGCUGGCACUGCCGUGGCUUACACCUGUAGUUUGGAUGGCAUUGUGCGCCUCUGGGAUGCACGGACCGGCCGCCUACUUACUGACUACCGGGGCCACACGGCCGAGAUCCUGGACUUCGCCCUCAGCAAAGAUGCCUCCCUGGUGGUGACCACGUCAGGAGACCACAAAGCGAAAGUGUUUUGUGUCCAGAGACCUGACCGUUAACCGCCGUGGUCUCUGGCAUGGUCCAUGUCUGGUGUUGAGGGGAUGGGGGGAGAUCCUUGCCCCUCCAGCAGAAGUGCAGGAUACAGAGGGAAGAGGAGGGGACGGGAUCAGAUCGGAACCCCUUCACCUGACCUGCCUCUUCUGUCCUUUUCUCCCCCGGAGACUGGCCCUCCCUGCCCCUCUUUUCCCGCCCUGCCUGGGGCCCUUUAGAGGGAGGCUGAUCUUUCACUUCCAUUUGCUGGUGUGAGCCAUGGGGUGCGUCUUUGUAUGUGAAGGGUGUUGGUCUUUUGAGGUUCCCGUUCUUUCCCUUCCCAAGUCUUUGGGGGGUGGAAAGGAGGAAGAGAGACUAGUUAAAGAUUUUAAAAAUGUAAAUAAAAUAUACUUCCCAGAG
Messenger RNA from Jaculus jaculus (lesser Egyptian jerboa), 1799 nucleotides. RefSeq names its product angio associated migratory cell protein (gene Aamp). The record is from RefSeq and is a predicted model, not a curated record. Bases 98 to 1408 code for a protein of 436 amino acids. The transcript has 11 exons. Lineage: Eukaryota; Metazoa; Chordata; Mammalia; Rodentia; Dipodidae. Gene Ontology annotation, cellular component: cytosol. Gene Ontology annotation, molecular function: protein binding.